This is a messenger RNA of Brettanomyces bruxellensis, 6018 nucleotides long. RefSeq lists its product as uncharacterized. The transcript has a single exon. The coding region runs from base 1 to 6018 and encodes 2005 amino acids. Gene Ontology annotation, molecular function: ATP binding; nucleic acid binding; ATP hydrolysis activity. Lineage: Eukaryota; Fungi; Ascomycota; Pichiomycetes; Pichiales; Pichiaceae. The record is from RefSeq and is a predicted model, not a curated record.
AUGGCAUCAUACAAUGUUAACUCUACAAAGUCGUACAUGCACGCAAUGGAGCCUAUGAUUGAGGCUGUUAGUAAGAUGGAGAUCGGAACAGAUGCAGAGAUUUUCAAGCUUCCAAGGAAUAUUAUUGAUGAUAGAAAGGGUGAGCAGAAAAUUGAUUUAUUGACUAGGGAUAUGAGGUGGUUGUUGAAAUCUUUUGAAAAUGUUGAUCGGGAACUUCUUAUAGAUUAUGAAGACGAGGAGGAAGACAGCGAUAAAGCUGAUAAUAAACAACAUUUAGGAAAAGAAGAAGAUGUGAAAUGUGAAAGCAUUAUAUCAGAUAUCUUGGAAGGUUGCAAAAGAGUAUAUAAGAAGCAAUUUUCAGAUGAUACUGAUGGUUCUGAAGUUGAGUCACAGGCUAAACAAAUGCUGCAAGGUAUCAUCAAGACAAUCACGGAAGAGCAUACGUCUGAAGGCUUACAGAGCUCAUUGGCUGAUACAUUAGGCUUUGAGGAGUUUGAUCUCAUUUCAGAAAUAAUUCAGAACAAAGACAUACUUGCUUCUAAAAGUGAGGACAAACAGACGACUGAGACAGAUGAACGAACGUCCGAUCAGACUCUUUCUGGUUACAGAUUGCUGACUGAUGAACAGCUGGAAGAGCAAUACCGGGAAAAUCGGUCUAAGGCUUUAAACGUGAAACUUGAAAAAAACAAGGCUAAAGUUAGAUAUCCGCACGUUUACCAGGCAAACGAUACGGGAAGCAUUCUUGCGAUUACCGGGAAAAAGUACACACUACCAAUUGGUAGUACAAGAACUUCAUAUCAGGAUCACGAAGAAAUUGAUAUCCCUCCCUCAUUGAGGAAGCCAACAAAUGCCCCAAGCAAGCAGGUAAAUAUUAAGGAUUUAGACUUUAUGUGCCAAGGAACGUUUAACGGAUUUCAGACUCUUAAUAGAAUGCAAUCAUUAGUCUAUGAUGUUGCAUACAAUACGAACGAGAAUAUGCUUGUUUGUGCACCGACAGGUGCUGGUAAAACCGGAGUAGCAUUACUUACCAUACUUCAUACUAUAGGGCAGUUUAAUAGCGAGUCCGAAACUGGAGACUCAAAUGUGCAAAUGAAUAUAGACUAUGAUGAGUUUAAGAUUGUUUAUGUGGCACCGCUAAAGGCUCUAGCAGCUGAGAUUGUCGAUAAGUUUUCAAAGGCUUUAGCAUGGCUUGGAAUACAAGUUCGAGAGCUUACAGGUGAUAUGCAAUUGACAAAAAGCGAGAUAAUGGCGACCCAGAUUAUUGUUACCACACCAGAGAAGUGGGAUGUUGUCACUAGGAAAUCAACCGGAGAUACGGAACUUGUUGAAAAAGUUAAACUCUUGAUUAUUGAUGAGGUGCAUCUCCUUCAGGAAGAUAGAGGUUCCGUCAUAGAAACAUUAGUUGCUCGUACGCUUCGACAGGUUGAGAGUACACAGUCUAUGAUUAGGAUUAUUGGUCUUUCUGCCACUUUACCAAACUAUGUGGAUGUUGCGGAUUUCCUUGGUGUUAACAGAAACGUUGGUAUGUUUUACUUUGACCAAUCAUUUAGACCGGUUCCACUUGAGCAGCAGCUUUUGGGUGUUCGGGCUAAGGCUGGCUCAAAACAGUCUAGAGAGAAAUUGGAUAGCGUCGCUUUUGAAAAAGUUAUCGAUAUGCUUUCCUUGGGCCACCAGAUUAUGGUGUUUGUGCAUUCAAGAAAGGAUACUGUUCGUACUGCCCGGACUUUUAUUCAUAUGGCGGAAGAACAGAGCAUGUCUGGAUAUUUUGACUGCUCGGAUAGUGCCAAAUAUGAUCUUUUUGAGCGUGAAAUGGGGAAAAACAAAAAUAAGGAUGUCAGAGAGCUUUUUAAAGGUGGAUUUGGUGUUCAUCAUGCUGGUAUGUUGCGUGCGGAUAGAAAUUUAACUGAGAAGAUGUUUCUUGCCGGUGCUAUUAAAGUUCUUUGUUGUACUGCCACAUUGGCAUGGGGUGUGAAUCUUCCAGCUGCAGCUGUUAUUAUCAAGGGAACACAAGUGUACAAUGCUCAAGCUGGUGGCUUUGUUGAUUUGGGAAUUUCCGAUGUCCUUCAGAUCUUUGGUCGUGCAGGAAGACCCCAGUAUCAGGCACAUGGUAUCGGAAUUUUGUGCACUACCUCGGACAAGCUCGAUCAUUAUGUCACUUUGCUUUUAGAGCAGCAUCCAAUUGAAUCCAAACUUGCUGGAAAACUUGUCGAUAAUCUCAAUGCCGAAAUUUCGCUAGGCACUGUCACAAACGUUGACGAAGGAGUGCAAUGGCUUGGAUACACUUAUAUGAAUGUGAGAAUGAAAAAGAAUCCAUUUGGAUAUGGUAUCGGAUGGAAGGAGUUGGCUGAAGAUCCAAUGCUUGUGCAGAAGAGAAGAGACAUGAUUGUAAAGGCAGCCAAAAAAUUACAAUCACUUCAAAUGAUUGUUUAUGAUGAGAGAUCAACUGCUUUAAUACCGAAAGAUUUGGGUAGAAUAGCAUCCGAUUUCUAUCUUUUAAACGAGUCUGUGGAAAUAUUUAAUCAGCUAAUGAAUCCAAUGGUCACAGAGGCUGAUGUUUUGAGUAUUAUAUCUAUGAGCAGUGAGUUCGACAAUAUUAAGUAUAGGGAAGAGGAAGGAAAAGAGUUAGACAGUUUGAAGAAAGAAAAGGCCGCUUGCGAAAUUGAUCCUAAGAUGGAGACUUCGCAACUAAAGACAAAUAUUUUGUUACAAUCAUUUAUCUCUCGUGCAGCGAUCAAAGAUUCAGCAUUAUACUCGGAUUCCAAUUAUAUUGCCCAGAAUUCGGCUCGUAUUUGCAGAGCUCUUUUCUUUAUAGCCCUAGACAGAAAAUGGGGUAAUUUUGCAAGGGGUAUGUUGGCUAUAUGUAAAGCUGUUGAUAAGAGGAUUUGGCCUUUCCAACAUCCAAUUCGCCAGUUUGACCUUCCCGAGCAUAUCAUUAAAGUAAUCGAGAACAAAAAUCCUAGUAUUGACAGUCUAAGGGAUAUGUCUGCAUCUGAAUUGGGUGAUUUUGUCCACAAUAAGCACAUGGGCAAUGUUCUUUAUAAGUUAAUUGGCCGGUUCCCAUACCUUUUAUUGGACGCUGAAUGCUUCCCAGUGACCAGUAACGUUUUGCGAGUUCACAUUACGAUCAGACCAGAUUUCACUUGGAGCUAUGAAAAUCACGGAAACAUCCAAUUCUUCUGGAUAUUUGUGGAGGAUAGUGAAAAGAGCAAUAUUUUACACAGUGAAAAAUACAUCCUUAAUAGAAGAUCCAUGAACUCGGAGCACUCGCUUGAUGUCAUGAUUCCUCUAUCAAAUCCUCCUCCCAAACAAAUUAUUAUUAGGGCAUUGAGUGAUACUUGGUUUGGAUCAGAGGCUAUUCAUGCUGUUUCUUUCCAACAUUUGAUCAAACCUUAUAAUGAGACAAUUCAGACGAAACUAUUGAGACUCCAGCCAUUGCCUAUUAGUGCCUUGCACGAUGACGAAGUCGAACGUAUUUAUAAAGAGAAGUUCAGCUAUUUCAAUCCAAUGCAAACUAUGGUCUUUCAUACGCUAUACUAUUCGGACAGUAACGUUUUUGUGGGAUCCCCAACUGGUUCAGGUAAAACUGUGGUUGCAGAAUUGGCAAUGUGGCAUGCAUUUAGAGAAUAUCCACAUUCAAAGGUUGUUUAUAUUGCACCAAUGAAAGCCUUGGUUCGGGAGAGGGUCGAUGACUGGAAUAGGAGAAUUUGCAAGCAUACAUUACAUAAGAUAGUUGAGCUUACAGGUGACUCGUUACCUGAUGCAAAGGAUAUUCAUGAAGCAGACAUUAUAGUUACGACCCCAGAGAAGUUUGAUGGUAUUUCCAGAAACUGGCAAACGAGGAAAUUUGUCCAGCACCUCUCACUUGUUAUAAUGGAUGAAAUUCAUUUACUUGCUAGUGAUAGAGGUCCAAUUUUAGAAAUUAUCGUCAGCAGAAUGAAUUAUAUAUCUUCCUUCACGAAGAAUCCAAUUCGUUUAUUGGGUCUUUCUACUGCAGUCUCUAAUGCGGUGGAUAUGGCAGGUUGGCUUAAGGUCAAAGAUGGUUUAUUCAAUUUUCCACAAAGUAUUCGUCCUGUUCCGCUACAGAUGUUUAUUGAUGGUUUCCCUGACAAUCUUGCAUUUUCACCUUUAAUGAAAACCAUGAAUAAGCCGGCAUUCAUGGCCAUUAAACAGCAUUCACCUUCAAAGCCUGUUUUAAUCUUUGUUCCAUCACGUCGACAGACAAGACUUACCGCUUUAGAUUUGAUUCAUUUGUGCGGUAUGGAGGAAAAUCCAAGAAGGUUUAGCCGGAUGACUGAAGAGGAGCUCGAGCCUAUUGUUAGCAAAGUUAAAGAUGAUACGUUGAAAUUGUCACUUCAGUUUGGUAUUGGACUUCAUCAUGCUGGUUUGGUUCAGAGUGAUAGGAGAAUUUCUCAUAAGUUAUUUGAGGAGGGUAAAAUACAGAUUCUUGUUGCAACUUCUACUUUGGCAUGGGGUGUUAACUUACCCGCAUACUUAGUUAUUAUUAAAGGUACGCAAUACUUUGAUGCCAAAAUUGAAGGAUACAAGGACAUGGAUUUGACUGAUAUUCUUCAGAUGAUGGGAAGAGCAGGUCGUCCAGCUUUUGAUACAAGCGGAGUUGCCAUGGUGUUUACUAAAGAGUCAAAGAAGAGUUUCUACAAACAUUUCCUUAAUAUUGGCUUUCCAGUGGAAUCAUCCUUGCACAAAGUUCUAGAUGAUCAUAUUGGUGCCGAGAUUUCAUCAGGAACAAUAAAAAGCCGGCAAGAUGCCAUGGAUUUUCUUACGUGGACGUUUCUUUAUAGAAGGGCACACCACAAUCCAACAUAUUAUGGCAUAGAAGAUACUACAGAAGAUGCCAUUAACAAAUAUUUGAGUGACCUUAUUGAUCAUGUUGUUGGGGAGCUUAGAAAGUCAAAAUGUCUGAUUGGUAGUGGGGAUCGUAUUUAUCCUACACCAUACUUACAGAUAUCUUCUUACUAUUAUUUAUCACACCGAACGAUGCGUAAGCUUCUCAAUAAUGUGAAGAGUUCUGCCACUUUCCGUGAAUGCUUAAGAUGGCUUGCUGAGGCUGCCGAGUAUGAUGAGUUACCGACAAGGCAUGGUGAGGAAUUAAUCAAUACAGAGAUGUCAGAACAAAUGAGAUACCCGGCUAGUGAUCUUGAAGAUUGCGAAUUUAUUUGGGAUCCACAUAUCAAGGCAUUUCUACUUCUUCAGGCUUAUAUGUCGAGAGUUGAAAUGCCAAUUGCAGAUUAUGCUCAAGAUACGGUUUCCGUUCUUGACCAGAGUUUGCGUAUACUCCAAGCCUACAUUGACGCCACUUCUGAACUUGGAUUUUUAUCAUCGGUUUUAACGCUAAUAAGGCUAAUGCAAUGUAUUAAGGCAUGCUGCUGGUUCAAUCAGAAUUUUAUCUACACACUUCCUGGAUUAAAACCUAGGGAUUUACCUGAAGGCUCUUACGAUGAUGAUGGAAGUAAUUGGCAUUCUUCAGGUCAUGCUAGUCAGGAAUUGACAAUUGAGAAAAUCGGCUGCUUACCCCGUAGCAAGCUUCAUAAGCUUGCAAUUGACCUCAAUGUGGAGAAAAGGAGAGUAGAUCAGUUCUUAAGGGUGGCUUCUACACUUCCUGUGAGUAAAUUCCAUGUUUCACAGAAAAAGGUGGACGAAUUAACGUUCGAGCUGGUUCAUAGAAAUGCAGCAUACAAGUCUGACUUCAAGGUUUAUGCUCCGAAAUUUUCAAAGCCACAAAGGGAGACUUGGUUUUUAAUGGUGUGCGAUUUACAAAAUGAUCAGCUUUUCUCCAUUAAAAGAUCAUCACCAAAAAGGGUCGGUCACAUGGAUAAGAUCCGGGACCAACUUGAAAUUGACGAAGCCUUGAGAGGAAAGACUGUUGAUGUCAUUGCUAUCAGUGACUUUACCGACAUCUAUUACAGAACGGAAUGGACAUUCCGGGAAGGUGAGAAAAAAGACACCAAAGCUCAGCAGCACGUGACUGCAGACACUUCAGAAAAUAAUAAAGAGGAGUAA